Callorhinchus milii (elephant shark) is the source of this 4846-nucleotide messenger RNA. It is a transcript of the gene rad54b, whose product is annotated as RAD54 homolog B. Lineage: Eukaryota; Metazoa; Chordata; Chondrichthyes; Chimaeriformes; Callorhinchidae. The record is from RefSeq and is a predicted model, not a curated record. Gene Ontology annotation, cellular component: nucleus. Gene Ontology annotation, biological process: reciprocal meiotic recombination; double-strand break repair via homologous recombination. The transcript is spliced from 14 exons. Gene Ontology annotation, molecular function: DNA translocase activity; ATP binding; ATP-dependent chromatin remodeler activity. The coding region runs from base 239 to 3463 and encodes 1074 amino acids.
CAAACACACCCCACACUGACUGUACAUCACCUCCCAACACAGCCCAACACUGACUGUACAUCACCUCCCAGCACAGCGCGGACCAAGCAUAAUAAGAUGGAAUUGGUUGUAAUGUUGCAUAUUAUAGCAUAAACCACAAACAUAUAUAUAUAGAGAUAAAUAAUUGUAAUUAAAUGUUGGAGGAGUGUAUUAAUGAUGACACAGGAACAGUGGGGAUCUGUGCAGAAAGAGUACUGCAAUGGGAAGGUCAGCAUCGUCCCGCACAUGCGCACCAGGUAAUGCUGGAUCUCAGCGCGAGGGUCGCCGGGAAGGCGGGAAAGUUGAAGGUGUUUUGCUGUGUGAGUGCGGGCACUGCGGGAGUCGGUGCGGACACUCUGUCUGUCUCUGUGUUGUUGUCGGCAUUACCUGUGUGUCUGUUUCCGUGUGCACACUCGCUCUGCGUGUGGCCGUCUGGACACUGUCGGACACCCGCUCGCCGUCUCUCUGUGUCCGUCAGACGCUGCCUCCCUGCGGCAGCUGCAGUCGUAGACGUCGGUCGUGGCGAGCGGCUGAUAUGAGAAGAUCCGCAGCUCCGAGCCAACUCAGCGGGAACCCGGUGAAAAGGUUCCGGUUCGUCCCACCUGGCAACACUGACACCCAGAAGCUUGGCUCGGGAACUGCUGAACAACCGCCUUUAACCAUCCCCCAGAAGAGCCACCAGGUACCUUAUGAAAAUGAUGAUCAGCAUUCCAUGCCACCAUCCAAAGCUUUUGGUAUGAUAUGUGGGCCAAAUCAGAAUGCCCGUUAUCACUCUGCUCCAACAAAUGUGGAUGAAAGUAGUCUCCUGGAGAAAUCCAAAUCAAAACCUUCAUCUGCAUCACUUGCUCUUUCUCCAGAAGCAUUAAGUACAGGUCGGGGUGAUGAUCCAAUCCCUCAACAGCGACCGAAAAUAUCUCAGGCAUUUUUAGUACCAAAAAAAAGCCACGUGCUGCCACCACCACUGCAGCAAACUGAUCCAGCACAGCACAAAGGAGAGCAAGAUACACCAGAUUCCCUUACCAAGUACUACAAUGUUUUAUGGUGUAAGGCAUCAAAGAAGAAACACAAGAAAUGGGAGGGAGAUGCCAUUUUGAUUACCCGAAGGAAGUCUGUGAUCCUCAAGGACAUGGAGGGCAGAGACAUUGGAAAAGCAGCAGGAUACAAAACAAAAGAACUGGAAACCCUUUGCGAAGGCCAGACCUUGAUGAUUGGCGGGAAGGAGAUAGAGAUCAUGGGGCUGGUCUCUGCGGAGGACUUUUUGAGGGGCCGGUGUUUUCACGCUAGUGCUUCGUCAGAACCAGUACAUCCAACCCCCUCACAGCGACCUGUCCUGAAACCAUUUUCUAACCCAUUGAAGAACGGUGCUGGGCCCAGUCAAACAGAAAAUGUUAAAAAAGCCAUGUGGGAUUGCAAGACUCGACAUGAUCCCAAUGCACCAAAUGCUUUAGUAAUGCCACGGCCAAACCUAAGUCACCAGUGGAUUCACAAUAAAGCUACUCUCCCACUGGUGGAUGUGGUGGUGGAUCCUUACCUUUGUGCGCACCUCCGGCCUCACCAGCGAGUUGGUGUGAUCUUCCUGUAUGAGUGUGUGAUGGGGAUGAGAGCAAAUGGCAGGUUUGGUGCCAUCUUAGCCGAUGAAAUGGGUCUGGGGAAGACCUUGCAGUGCAUCACUCUACUUUGGACCCUCAUGCGGCAAGGGCCGUAUGGUAACAAACCCAUCUUCAAGAGGUCACUGGUGAUAACCCCGGGGAGUCUGGUGAAAAACUGGAACAAAGAGUUCCAGAAAUGGCUCGGAACAGAGAGGCUGAAGGUUUUUGCAGUAGAUCAGGAUCACAAAGUUGAAGACUUCAUCAGUUCUCCUCUCUAUUCCGUCCUCAUCAUCAGCUACGAGAUGUUACUGCGAUGCUUGGAACAACUUCAAAACCUGGAAUUCAGCCUAAUAAUUUGUGAUGAAGGACAUCGUUUAAAAAAUAGCUCAAUUAAGACAUCCACAGCCAUCCUUACACUCCCUUGUGAGAAGAGGGUGAUCCUUACUGGUACCCCAAUACAAAAUGAUCUUCAGGAGUUCUACUCUAUAGUAGAAUUUGUGAAUCCAGGAAUACUUGGAUCUGCUUGCAUUUACAGGAAGAUCUAUGAGGAGCCCAUCAUCAGGUCCCAACAACCGUCUGCAACAACGGAGGAAAAGCAGUUGGGUGAAGAAAGAGCAGCAGAGCUUUACCGUUUAACUGGGCUCUUCAUACUCCGACGCACACAGGACAUCAUUAACAAUUACCUCCCUUCAAAGACCGAGUGGAUUAUCUUCUGCCGCCCAGUAGCUCUGCAGCUUGAAGUGUAUCACAAACUCUUGGCUACCCGUGCAGUCAAAUCCUGCCUGCAGGGAAAGCUGGAGAACAGUUCCCACUUAGUGUGCAUUGGAUUCUUGAAAAAACUCUGCAAUCAUCCUUCACUUCUCUUCAAUACAAUAAAGGGAAAGCAGACUAACUCUGUAAAACCCAGAUUUGGUGAUGUUUUGGAAUUUAACGAUUACAAAGAUCUGGCUGGCAUCUUUCCAGAGAACUAUGAACCCGGCACAUUUACUGCCAAGGAUUCAGGGAAACUACGGGUACUGACUGAUCUGUUGGCAGCCAUUCAUCAUCAGACUCCAUCUGAAAGAGUUGUGCUGGUUUCAAAUUAUACUCAGACACUGGACAUCCUGCAAGAAAUGUGCAAGUGUUCUGGGUAUACCUACACCCGACUGGAUGGACACACCCCUGUCGCCCACCGACAACAAAUUGUAGACUUAUUUAACAGCAAGCAAAGUGAAACUUUCAUCUUCCUAUUGAGUUCAAAGGCUGGAGGAGUGGGAUUAAAUCUGAUUGGAGCAUCUCGUCUGGUUCUAUACGACAUUGACUGGAAUCCAGCAACUGACAUGCAGGCUAUGGCCAGAAUAUGGAGAGAUGGUCAAAGGAGAACUGUGCACAUCUACAGACUGCUCACUGCAGGGACCAUAGAAGAAAAGAUUUAUCAGCGACAGGUCAGUAAGCAAGGUUUGUCUGGAGUGGUGGUAGACCUAAGAAAGAAGAGUGAACAUGCCAGCUUUUCCGUGGAGGAACUCCGAACCCUUUUCAAAUUGGAUGAAACCUCAAGCUGCCUCACCCAUGACCUCCUCUGCUGUAACUGUGGGGGCAAUGGAGAGGUGUUGGCUUGCCCCACUGCUGAGAAACCUUCAACUGCCAGGCCCUGCCAACUGGGCCAGAACUCCGGGUCUGCUUCUCAGAAACACCUCUCCAUGUCUGAACUCAUGUGCUGGAAGCACUUUUCUGGAGAAAUUCAACAGUUUCCUGAUCCCCAUCUUCAGACAGCCAGGGAAAACAUCACUUUCAUCUUUCAGAAUACAUCAAAACACCGCAGCCCACAUCUAGCUGAGGGAAGGAAAGAGAAAGGAAAUACAGAGGUGAAUGAAUGAACAGUGUGAUAAAUUGCACUCCCUCCCUCCUAUUCUUCAUUGCAAAAGAUACCUUUGUUGUUUGAAUGCUCUUUUGCUUGUGCAUGACCUUGCAGUCUAUGAACAAUUCUUUCUCUUUUUGGCUUGAUCAUUUUCCCUCUUAUGUUUCCCCCACCCCCAGCUUUAUUUCCUGUAAACGUACCAGGUUUUCUCCUGUACUUCAUAUGUAAGUGUGGGCAAUGUGUUCAGGGUGUUCAACCACACUGACAUUUUGCAAAUCCAAAUCCGUUCUCGCCCAAUGUCCACAUACAGUAUGUGCACACACUCUGCAGCAGGGUCAUUGCAUAACAAACACGAUCAGGAACCUUGUCCAUCUCUUUCCUAACUCAGGGAGCACUGAGACCAAUUCAAGCACCCUUAUGACUGCUCUGGCUGAAAUCAUCUAACUCAACAGAUUGAUGAUCAAAACUUUCACCUUGCUUGUAUGGUGUAUUGUAGUAGCUAAGAACAGUAUCCUUGCACACAGCUUGAUAUCUACAUAACUAUGAAAUCCUGGGAAGCGCUUUGAGACUGCCUCUCAACAUGAAAGGAGCUAGUAUCAAAUGCAAGAACGAUUUAUUAUUUACCUGCCCAUUUGUUUCAGUAGGGAUCAGAGACAUUGAGAUCAACUCCCUUAUGCACUCCCUCAAUUAAUCUUGUGAAGCUAACAACACAGACCAGGUAUCAAGCCAAGGACCACAGGGUCUGUUUGGCUCAUUACUACAGUACAUGCUGCUUGUACCACUGAGCAACCAGUCAGAUACUUUAAAAAAAAAUGAAUGUGUCCAGAUACUUUUCUCAUUUAUUCUCUGAUGGUAUGUGUUCCUGGUCUGGUCUCCUCUUGGUGGGGUUUGAUACCACAGGCGCAGCACCUGGUCGGUAAGCUGUGGUGCCAUCCACUUACUUGUCUAUACCAUCCUGAGAAGCCCCUUUUCUACAUUUUGUUUCAAACAUUGUUUCUAAUUAAUAUUUUAGAGGAAGUAAUACAUAAUUUCCUGACAAAUAUUUGUUCAUAUAAAGUUAUGGUAUCUUUACUUUCUAAAGUUGCAGUGUUAUGUUGAGGAAUUGUGGGGGUGCAUUUUAUUGUGCAUUUGCAUUGUAUUAAUUACCGCUCAUAAAAUUUAGUAAACAUGAUAUUUAGCAUGUACACUGGUACACUGUGCUAAAGACACACCCCCUCAACACCUAUUGUCUGAGAAGCCAGUUGCACGGUACUUUAGAUUCCUGUAAUACAGUAUUUGUGGUUAGAGGCAUACAACUUUAUUCUGAUUUUUUUUGUUUAGUUAAGGCAAUUUCUUGGUACAACCAACACACUAGUUUGUUUGAAUGUUUUCUUGUCUGCAAUAAAAAUGUUAUUGAACAGGA